AUGAGUGAAGUUGCCAAAGCAUUGCAAACGGUGAAGCAAAAUAUUUGUCAAACUGCAAAGUUAUUUGGAAGAGCUGAAAAUUCUGUGCGAUUGGUUGCUGUCAGCAAGACAAAACCUGUCGAAAUGCUAAAAGAAUGUUUUGAUGCAGGACAAGAACAUUUUGGAGAAAAUUAUAUUCAAGAAAUUUGUGAAAAGGCUCCUCUUUUACCAAAGGAAAUCAAAUGGCACUUUAUUGGACAUCUUCAAUCCAACAAGGUCAAGCAGCUGGUGGAAAAAGUGGAAAGUUUGUACAUGGUCGAAACAGUGGAUCGUGUGAAAAUUGCUCAAGCUCUCGAAAAAACAUGGUCCAACACAGGCAGAGACCGUAAGCUUAAUGUAUUGGUUCAAGUCAAUACUUCUAACGAGGAAAGCAAAUCAGGAAUAUCCACAAUUAGAGAGUGUGAGGAAGUUAUUAGAUAUAUUUUGGAACAAUGUCCUCAUUUGAAUCUCAGAGGACUAAUGACCAUUGGAAGUUAUGAGCACAGCCAAGAUCCUGAAAGAAAUCCUGAUUUUGAAAAAUUGGUGCAAUUCAAAACUGAAUUGUUUGAAAAAAUGGCUGAAUUGGCACAAAUCAACCCUUUUGAGUUAAGCAUGGGCAUGUCACAUGACUAUGAAGUUGCUAUUAAAUAUGGAAGUACAAAUGUGAGAGUGGGAUCCGCUAUAUUUGGAGCAAGAACGCAAACCCCAAAUUCCACAGCCAACCAAUAA
Molecule: messenger RNA, 747 nt
Organism: Naegleria lovaniensis
Lineage: Eukaryota; Heterolobosea; Eutetramitea; Acrasida; Naegleriidae
Exons: 3
Coding region: 1-747 (248 amino acids)
Cellular component (GO): intracellular anatomical structure
Molecular function (GO): pyridoxal phosphate binding
Source: RefSeq, a predicted model, not a curated record